AAUGGGAGGUAUUCCAGCUAAAAGCCAUAAAGGAGAAAAGCUGCUUCUAUUUAUGGGUAUUAUUGAUAUUCUGCAGUCUUACAGGUUAAUGAAGAAGCUGGAACAUUCUUGGAAAGCUCUUGUUUAUGAUGGGGAUACUGUUUCAGUUCACAGACCAAGUUUUUAUGCAGACAGAUUUUUAAAGUUCAUGAGUACAAGAGUCUUCAGGAAAGUUCAAGCUUUAAAGUAUUCACCUUCAAAGAAACGAUGCAAUUCCAUCACAGCUCUAAAGGCAACAUCACAAGAAAUAGUGUGUGCAGUUACCCAGGAGUGGAAGGAUGAAAAGCAUGGCAUUCUUGCUGAAGGACAAAGCUAUGCCAGCCUUGAUGAAGAAGUACUAGGUUCAUGCCACCGGCCAGACCUAGUGCCAAGCACUCCAUCUCUCUUUGAAGCGGCUUCCUUGGCAACCACAAUUUCUUCUUCUUCCUUGAAUGCAGAUGAGCGUUACCGGCGCGAUCAACCUAUGCUCUAUUCUAGCAGUAAAGGGUUGCCUUCGAGUUCAACAUUCACUUUAGAAGACAGUGCCAUCUAUUUGACUUCAGAACAGAGCACACUGGAAAUGGAAAAUGAUAAUGCUUCAGUUUUGGAUGUGUACUUAUAACGAAGAAUACACGAAGAGUACAGCUAAGAGAAGUGACCAUGGUUAAUGAAGAGCACUUUGUGCACCCCUGAUUUAAGAAGGAGGAAUAUGCUGAGCCUAAUAGACAAAGAGUAAUAAUCGACUGAACUUAUUCUAAGAAGUGUCAGGAUCUUUGAACCAUAGAAAAGAUUGAUGGGCUUGGGAAAAAUGAUGUGAAACAUUCCACACUGCUAUCAUCUGCUGUUGCUUGCUGAACUGUGAAGAACUCUGUAUUCAGGCUGCCUUCUACUAUACUGCCAAUCACCUUUUCUUGGACUUGAAAGCGAUAUUUUUCUUACCAGCUCUCUAGUGGUUUCAUUUGCAUGCAUUCUGUAACCAUGCACAGGCAAAAUCUGUUAUCUGCUUUACCUAUUUAAAAAUAAGCACAGUGGUGAAUAAAAUUAAUUUCAUUUUUUUUGACCCUUCCGUUCUAAUCACGUAGGUCCACAUCAGUGGAAAUUGGAAUUGAUGUCACGCAAGGGUCAGGGUAAACCUCUGCACAUACUGAAUGGAAAUGAGCCUCUAAAGAUAUUUUCACUGUUGAUGAAAAGGAGAAAAAAAAUGUUAUUUAUACAAGGCCUUAUGUUGUGUACAUAUAGUGUCUUUGAAAUAUUUUUGAUUUUAGUUUAUUUCUUGUAAAAGAGAAAUUAUAUAAUUUAUUUAGUAAAUACUACUGUAAACUAUAGUUUUAUGGAUAAAUAAAAUAUUUUGUUCUCAAGACUA
Molecule: messenger RNA, 1381 nt
Organism: Eurypyga helias (sunbittern)
Lineage: Eukaryota; Metazoa; Chordata; Aves; Eurypygiformes; Eurypygidae
Product: phosphatidylinositol 4-phosphate 5-kinase type-1 beta-like
Exons: 7
Biological process (GO): phosphatidylinositol metabolic process
Molecular function (GO): phosphatidylinositol kinase activity
Source: RefSeq, a predicted model, not a curated record